Messenger RNA from Cheilinus undulatus (humphead wrasse), 1132 nucleotides. Its product is annotated as pollen-specific leucine-rich repeat extensin-like protein 2. The coding region runs from base 1 to 1119 and encodes 372 amino acids. Lineage: Eukaryota; Metazoa; Chordata; Actinopteri; Labriformes; Labridae. The record is from RefSeq and is a predicted model, not a curated record. The transcript is spliced from 4 exons.
AUGCUCACCACAGUAAAACACCAACAUAUCCCCAUUUAUUUUAUGUACUUGUUUAGCAGUCCUCCACCAAAAUCCUCCUUUGCUGCUCCUCCACAACCACCUCCACCAAGAUCCUCCUAUGCUGCUCCUCCACAACCACCUCCUCCAGGGUCAUCCUCCUAUGCUGCUCCUCUACAACUACCUCCUACAGAGUCAUCCUUCUAUGCUGCUCCUCCACAACUGCCUCCUCCAGGGUCAUCCUCCUAUGGUGCUCCUCCAGGGUCAUCCUCCUAUGGUGCUCCUCCAGGGUCAUCCUCCUAUGCUUCACCUUCUGCUUUUCCUCAUCAGCCAUUCUAUGACUGUCCGUCUCCUGAUCACACAUUCACUGAACUGUCCUCACCAAUCCCUUGUCCAUCAUCUUCAUAUCUGCCACCUCCAGGACUGUCCACAUUUCCUCCACCUCCUCAGUCAGCACCACAGCAUCCACUGCCAUCCUUUGACUUUGAUUCAUCUACGUCCACUAAUAGUGAGGAAACCUUGGAAGUCUUCAGGCCCACAGUCAGAGUGGGGCAAUCUGGGAGGGAGCCAAUUCCCUGCACACCUACUGACCUCCACAUGCUGACACUUCUGGAAAAUAUGAAACAUGAAAUGAACAAACUAAGUACUAUGGUGAACCUACUGUUGUCAAGAUCAAAUAAUGCUGCAUCUGAACCAACAUCAGAGAUGCCUAGUGACAUCGCUUUUCCUUUGGACACACUGGAUGAGGUUGACCGCUUUGAGGACUGGCUUAAGGACCCUGCAAAUGCCAUAAAGAAGAAGCACAUGGUGGCGGUGCUGGGCUCUAUUGGGGGACGUGACACAAAACAUCUCACAUGGAAUAUCCUGGCACACAUAUUUUCAGAUGGUGUUGCCAAAAAGAUAAAUUGGAAAGGAGUAAACAAUAAAAAGAAGUUCAGUGACAUGGCAACCAAGGGACUUCUUGCGCGGGCUGUUCGCAAGAGUCAUGUGGCUGAAAAGUCAACUGACAUUGAGAUUAACCAUCAUGCCAUCAGAUGGUUUAAUCUCGCUUCAGACCGUGGAGGUGGCCGCAGAGAACGGGCUCUAACAGCACAAGCACAAGAAGCUGGUGUGUCCCAAUGAUGGAAGCAGUGGU